Messenger RNA from Fimicolochytrium jonesii, 3181 nucleotides. Its product is annotated as AEX-3 domain-containing protein. The transcript is spliced from 13 exons. The record is from RefSeq and is a predicted model, not a curated record. Bases 238 to 3039 code for a protein of 933 amino acids. Gene Ontology annotation, cellular component: cytoplasmic vesicle. Gene Ontology annotation, biological process: regulation of Rab protein signal transduction. NCBI's taxonomy places the organism in Eukaryota, Fungi, Chytridiomycota, Chytridiomycetes, Spizellomycetales, Powellomycetaceae.
AAUACACUCUCGAUCCGUGCUAUAUGAAAACACCUAAGAGGAAAAUGGCUGGUCUGCCAAGUUUUUUCCAGUCUUCCAUCAUAUAGACUUUCCAGAGAAACAAUACAGUCACGAUGGCAUCGCCAUCGUCGGCUGCUAUGCCUGUGCAGCUUCAGACACCUGUGCGGUUUGCAGACUUCUUUUUCCAGUGUGGUCUCAACCCUACGACAAAGUUGGUCGAUCGUCGAGUUCUUGAAGAUGGGUCAAUGGCUGGGGAUAGGAAUAGACAAUCCGCAGAUGAAUUCCAGGAGCGCACCGCCUCACCGUUAUCGGAUGCGGCAUCGCCGAUGCUUUUGCCGGAAGUUGAACAAGCGGACACAUCCACUGGAUUGGAGGUUCGGACCAGAAGUGCUCUGCAGAUACCCGAGUACAGACUACUCGGAGAAGGAGAAAUUCCCUGCGUUCGUGUCCAUGUUUUGUUUUCCGGACAACAUACACCUUUGUCAUGAUGACAACGGCGCCCCACCAGAGACGUAUCAUUCAUUCGUUAUCACGGAGGAAACCGGGCAAAAGCUGUAUGGCGUGACGGUGACCACGUACGAGCGGCUCCACUCGAAUCAUGCGGCCGAGAUCGAGAGCAUCGCUCAGGACAUGAGGAGCAGCGCUCUGGGAUCAACCGAUCUCGAGUACAUCCAGCACAUUCGUUCCCAACUAGCCGCAAAGCAGGAAGCUCUCCUCCACGCCCGAAUGGGUAUCUCCGACCCUCACAGCUUAGGUAUUCGUGAGGCUGAAUCACGCAAAUCCUCCAUCACCAGCGGAUCCCCAGCCCUCGCCACUGCCAACACCUUGCAAGACGUGGAAGAGAAGGUCAAGCUCUACAGGGACUUGCUGGCGCCGCUCACCAGUCUCCUGGUCGAUGUGGAGAACGUCUACGUCCCGAGGAGCAUUGGAGUAUUGAGUCAUUGGCCAUGGCAUGACUUUCUAAAGGAUUGGCUGUGUGAGGUUGUACGUGUUAUGCGCGGAGAUUAUGACGAGUGUCCACAGAACAAGGUGAUCGCGCCGCUCGAGAGGUUUGUGAUCAAUCUUAUCCACGAAAUACCGCUCCCGCCGCCAGGGAAACUGGAAAUCAGCCUUCAUGUCGGUCAGCUGACUCUAUAUUGUUCGAGACCACCUGUGAAUACCAUAUCUCUUCUCAAAAAUUUUUCGCUAUAUCCGCUUUUCCGCACCCUUUCCAUUGCAAAUAUUGUGACCCUCUUCGAGAUCGCGCUUUCCGAGCAAAAGAUUAUCUUCCUCUCCUCCCACCUGUCCAUGCUCACAUUGGCGUCCGAGUCGCUCUGCCUCUUCUUCUUUCCUCUUUCGUGGCAACAUAUCCUGAUUCCCGUGCUGCCGGCGCGGCUUAUGAGCUACCUGCAGGCGCCUAUGCCGUAUAUCAUCGGAGUGCAGAGAGAGUACUUUACUUCGGAUAUGCAGGAUGAAUGGAAGCCGCCAGAUGUUAACGUCGUUGACUUGGAUAACGAUACGAUAGAGAUAGGUGCGCCUCCAUUCACCCUUCCCACCAAAGAACGAAAGAAGCUCGUCACGCGGUUAGAGAAAGCCACCGGACGGUACAUCCCAUUUCCCAGUCCUGGUCGACCAGGGCCAGGUCUGCCAACUCCAGACCGUGUAAACAGCCGCCUCGACAAAGGCGUCCCCAUGACCUCGCAGUACGCUCUGCCACUCAACAAACAUCCCCCAAGAUCCUGCGAGUCCACACGUGCGACGGCGCCGCUGAAAACACCCCGAAGCCGUUUUGCAAGACAGCACAACACGCAUCUCGAGACGCCUGAAUCAGCGUCAGCAAAGAGACGGUCGUUGCCGACGAGUCCGUCCGGGAUGGGCUCGGCAUGGUUGGAUCGACUGAACAAGACGUUUUCGACCAAUCAGGUCACCCCAGCCUCAGGUGCGGCCGAGAACGCGAGCGUAUCAAGCGGUUCCUCUACUGCGACUACAGAGACAACGACGCAGAGUACGUGGUGGGGACUUGGGAAAGAUAACAGGCGACAGUCGAUUGACGAGGAGGGAAGUUUGACAAGCACUAAUCGCUCGGGCGCAAGUGAGGGUGCCCCUGGAUCGUAUGGGAGCUUGGAGAAGCCAGGAGGGUCAAGUUCGUCCGAGCCGGGGUUCACUCCUCGGUUACGGAACGUGUUCAAGUCGAGUCGAGCGUCGAGUAAGCUGGAGGAAAAGUCCAUGAGGCCUUCCGGUUCCACCACAAGUCUCUCCUCAAAGUUCAGCACACUUUCCAACUCCCACGGUGCUCGACCUUCCAAUCUCAACAUCACAAACUCCAACCAUCGCAACUCCAUAUCAGGCGCAUCCACCACAUCAUCCUCCAUCACCACCUCCACCGCCUUCAGCAACUACUCCCAAUACGGCGGCAACAUGUACGGUCUGCCAGAAGAAGGCAGCGGGAUGCAGGGCGUCCCAUUGCGGAGAAAAGAAGGACAUGCGUUUUACACGCUGUCAGUGCGGAGUCCGUGGAGCCCGGGUAGCGGCGAGGAUAUGCGGUCGGAAACGAGUGGAGGGAGAAGAAGCGCGGAUAGUUCGCAGUCUCGGUUGGGGAUGGAGCAUGGCGGGGAUGAUGACCGGUUUGAGGGCCAGGCGGGUGGAGAUGUGCCUGUCGUUAGGGUGUCCACAGCCUCGAGGAAUGCGGCGGAAAUUCGCAGACUUCCUCGGGUGUUCUCGCUGAAGAAGGGAGUGAAUCGCGCACGAAGGUUUGAUGGGCCGGUUGGCGAUACAGCCAGUCCGUCAAGGACGCCGGAUGCGAGCGCCGAAGGAGGCACUUUCGGCCGGAGAAGACACUCUACAGUAUCUACUGCUGCUAGUCCUGUCAUUAGCUUGGAGGUUGGCGCGACCUGCUCGCUCUGCAAGGAAGAGUUGGGAGACGGCGAAAACUCUACGAUUAUGCAAUGCGACGUGUGUCAAUCCCGAAUCCAUCCCGCCUGUUUGCCACUAUCCGAAGCACACCCAUGUCCCGCCGCCAUUACCGUCAACACGUCGCGACCGCCGAGCAGCUUCGGGUGAUUACCCGAGGUCACGGAGAUGAUCUGGAGCCGGGGGAAUUUGAACAAUUGGAUGUGGAUGAGCUGGGUCAGGAAUGGUUCAAGAAGGAGGAUUUCAUGGCGGCCACUGAUAAGGAGACCCGGCCAUUUAUGAUCCAAUUCUC